This is a messenger RNA of Oryzias latipes (Japanese medaka), 3353 nucleotides long. RefSeq names its product ArfGAP with coiled-coil, ankyrin repeat and PH domains 3a (gene acap3a). NCBI's taxonomy places the organism in Eukaryota, Metazoa, Chordata, Actinopteri, Beloniformes, Adrianichthyidae. Gene Ontology annotation, cellular component: cytoplasm. Gene Ontology annotation, molecular function: protein binding; GTPase activator activity. The record is from RefSeq and is a predicted model, not a curated record.
GCGCAGACCAGACAGAGCGGGACUCGGUGAGUGGAGACAGCCGGGGCAGGAGGGGUCGGGAACGGAGGACAUUCUCUAUCAGUCGGAUACUUCCACAUCAGCUUUCGUCCACACAUAAGGAGAUGCGAGGAGCUUUCUGAGCGCGCGGGUACUUGUCUCCGGUCCAAACAUGACGGUUGACUUUGAGGACUGCAUUAAGGAUUCCCCCCGGUUUAGGGCAAACAUUGAUGAAGUGGAGACGGAGGUCGUGGAAAUAGAGGCUAAACUAGACAAGCUGGUGAAGCUAUGCAGUGGGAUGAUAGAAGCCGGGAAGGUGUACAUCAGCGCCAACAAGCUCUUUGUGAACGGCGUCCGGGAUCUGUCCCAGCAGUGCAAAAAAGAUGAGAUGAUCUCGGAAUUCUUGGAAAAAUGCGGGGAAAGCCUCCAGGAGAUCAUAAACUACCACAUGAUCCUGUUCGAUCAAGCUCAGCGCUCUGUGAAGCAGCAGUUGCACAACUUUGUCAAAGAGGACGUCCGAAAGUUCAAGGAGACGAAGAAGCACUUCGACAGGGUCCGCGAGGAUCUGGAAAUAGCGCAAGUGAAGAACGCCCAGGCGCCCAAGAACAAGCCCCACGAGGUGGAGGAGGCCACCGGCACGCUCGCCAUCACCCGCAAGUGCUUCCGACAUCUUGCUCUGGAUUACGUCUUGCAGAUCAAUGUCCUUCAAGCGAAGAAGAAGUUCGAGAUCCUUGAUGCAAUGUUGUCCUUCAUGCACGCCCAGUACUCGCUGUUCCAGCAGGGCUUCAACCUGCUGCAUGAGAUCGACCCCUACAUGAAGAAACUGGCAGCAGAGCUGGAUCAGCUGGUGAUCGAUUCGGCAAUGGAGAAGAGGGAGAUGGAGCACAAACACGCCACCAUCCAGCAGAGGACCCUCCUGCAGGACUUCUCCUAUGACGACUCAAAGGUGGAGUUCAACGUGGACGCGCCCAAUGGUGUGGUGAUGGAAGGCUAUUUGUUCAAAAGGGCCAGCAACGCUUUCAAGACCUGGAACAGGCGGUGGUUUUCCAUACAGAACAGUCAACUGGUGUAUCAGAAGAAGUUCAAGGACUCCGUCACGGUGGUGGUGGAGGACCUGAGGCUGUGCUCGGUGAAACCCUGGGAGGACAUUGAGAGAAGGUUCUGCUUCGAGGUUGUGUCUCCCUUCAAGAGCUGCAUGCUACAAGCUGAGUCCGAAAAGUUAAGACAAGCGUGGAUUCAGGCGGUCCAAGCUAGCAUUGCAUCAGCAUACAGGGAGAGUCCAGACUCCUGCUACAUCGAGCAUCUGGACAGGACAGCCUCCCCGUCCAUCAGCAGCAUCGAUUCGGCCAGCGAGCCUCGGGAGCGCAGCACCAGAGGAGAGAACAUCCUGCAGCGGAUCCAAUGCGUGCCGGGAAACGAGCAGUGCUGCGACUGCGGGCAGGCCGACCCUCGCUGGGCCUCCAUCAACUUUGGCAUCCUUCUGUGCAUCGAGUGCUCAGGGAUCCACAGGAGUCUUGGAGUUCAUUGUUCAAAGGUGCGUUCACUGACGCUGGACUCAUGGGAACCAGAAUUGUUAAAGUUGAUGUGUGAGCUUGGAAACAGCGUCAUCAACCACAUCUACGAAGGGUCGUGUCAAGAGCAAGGCCUGAAGAAACCGUUUCCUUCCAGUUCAAGGCAAGAGAAAGAGGCCUGGAUCAAGGCAAAGUACGUGGAGAGGAAAUUCCUCAAGAAGCUGGGCUCCACAGCGGUCCUCAUCAACGGAGAGAGGAAGCGGGAGCGGCGGUGGAGCGUGAAGAAGUGUCGCCGGCACAACAGCGCCACGGCUGUGUCCAAAACGCGGCGUCGAUACCAGCAGGAGCACGGCAGCACGUCUCCCUCCACCCUCUCUGCAGCAGCUGCUAAGUUCAGACGAGAGUCGCUGUUUUGUCCAGAUGAGCUGGAUUCUCUCUUUUCCUACUUUGAUACUGGAUCUGGACCUCGAAGUUUGAGCAGUGACAGCGGCUUGGGCGGCAGCACGGACGGCAGCACGGACAUCCUGGUGUCCGGCUCCGUGGUGGGCCGAGUCGCGGAGGAGGAGGAUGAAGUGUCGGAGGACUCGAGCGGCGAGGCCGAACUGGAGGCGGAGUCAGAGACGUGCGACCCGGAGGACACGAGGGAGCUCCAUCCCGGGGAGCUGCUCUACAAAGCCUCCAAGGCUCGGAACCUGCCGCUCAUGGCGGAAGCACUCGCCCACGGGGCGGAUGUUAACGCAGCCAACGACGAGGACGAAGGAAAGACGGCCCUCAUACAGGCCGUGAUCGGGGGUUCACUGGUCGCCUGCGAGUUGCUGCUCCAGAAUGCCGCCGACGUCAACCAAAGAGACGCGAGGGGGCGAGGCCCAUUGCAUCACGCCACGCAUCUGGGACACACGGGACAAGUGUGUUUGUUCCUGAAGAGGGGAGCCACGCAGAACGACGGCGAUGAAGAAGGCCAGGACCCUCUGAGUAUCGCUGUGCAGCAAGCCAACGCCGAUAUCGUCACGCUGUUGCGUCUGGCCAAGAUGAACGAUGAGAUGCGAGAGUCGGAGGGACCCUGCGGACAACCAGGAGACGCCACAUACCUGGACAUCUUCAGGGAAUUCUCCCACAUGGCGUCCCACAACCCAGAGAAGCUGAAACGGAGGAGUCUGCACUUCCGACACUCUUUCAGGUAGUCCAGCAGAGAAUGCCAACCUUCAAGAUUUGACAGAGAGCAGCUUUCCGUUCAGGAGCGGGAAGGAAGCAAACGUUCAGCGGGUUCCAGGACCGCUUUGACCUCGCUGGGAAUUCGAACAGAUGAAUUGAAUCUGAACUGAAGCUUUUAUUUUGAUAGGACUUUUUUUUUUGGUGAGGAUUUGCUGGUCUCUUCCUCUUUGAUGUAUUGAAAAAAGAAAGUUAAAACUUUUUCUAAAGUUUAACUUGAGCACUUGGUUGUUUUUGUGAAACUAUUUUUUUACUUCUUCAUUUUUGAUUCACUGAAGGAAAUUGAUUGAUAUUUUGUGUUUUUAUUUCCUCCCUAAAGCAUAUUUCGUGCAUGCACAUCGGUAUACUCCAUAUUCUACAGUUAAUAAAUUUAAUAUCCUCAAUAACCUCCUGUCAUCUCAAAGUCACAGUGUUACAGUUCAUGCAGAAUUUCUGCAUUGACUAUGCUGGUGUAGUCCUUUGGAGUUUUGGUUUGAAUGUACUUUGCAGCACCACUAUGUAAAAGCAUUGUUUUCUGUGUUUUUAUUUGUUUUUUUUACUUUCCUGUGAACUUGCUUUAGAAGCAGAAUCGUUAAUAUAUGUGAAUCCGCAGGAGCAAAGCUGACAGAAGAGCAAAUAAAAGCUGUUAUAACGGAG